This is a messenger RNA of Symbiodinium natans, 1419 nucleotides long. The record is from the annotation of a GenBank genome assembly. Lineage: Eukaryota; Dinophyceae; Suessiales; Symbiodiniaceae.
AUGGCUUGGUCCUGGUUGCUCGCGUGUUCCGCGUGCUUGCUUUGGACGGUCAGCUCCUCCGAGCCGGCGCGCGAGAAACUGCCCGCUCAGGCGUAUGACACCUGCCAGGGACGCACCGAAGAGUGCGACCUGUCUUUAUCGCAGCUCCGAGCGGACAAGCUUGCGCGCGCGAAAGGGGGACAGAAGACCCCGGAGCAUUCCCGGGUAGCGAACUCCGCAACAUCUGAGGAGGCCGCGAGCAAGAGCGAGAGCUCUAGGUACUCGGGCUUGGCGCAUGCUGGAACCGGGACACUGGCAGAUGGUGAGAGGAAGUCCGGUCAACAUGGUUGGAUGUUGUGGAAGCAUGACCCAAGUGACUCUUUGCCGGCGGAGAUGAUGCACGCCCUGGACGACGGUACCGGAAAGCUGCUCGCCUUUGCCGCCUCGGGGCUGUUCUUGGCAGUGUGUGCUCUCAUCACGGAGCUACGAAGACCGCUAGACAUGCGUGGCUGCGUUACCCUGGCAUGCCUCGCUUCAGUCUUCUUCGGGUUUGACAACUUCUUCGUGGCCCAUGCCGGCAACGUCUUCCAGCCGGUCGAAUACAUGUCUGCCAUGCUUCUCAUGGUGGGCAUUCUCAGCGCGCUCGGAAGCUUGCUGCUCGCCACCUGCUGCGAAAGCUUCCGGAGCGAGGUCAAGCGCUGCACAGCGGAGAUCUCGACUGUUCAAUUGGUUUUGCUUCUUUGCAGCGGGGCCUUCAUCGCAUUGGCCCAGACCUGCGGAUGCUUAAGCUUCUCCUUGGACGAGGCAAACUCCGGGCCACACCAGUCUGUUGUGGUUGCCAACGUUCCCCUCGUGGGCUUGUUCUUCUACAUCUACAGCAGAGAGACUUUGUCAAGUCAGCAGAUCAUGGGAUGUUCUCUGAUCAUGGCGGGUGUCGUUUACAUGUCUGGCCUCUUGUCCAGGCCGGUUCAUGGUCAGUCAGUCCUCCAAGAUCGAUCCUUUCUGUGGAUAUGCGUGUCCUGCGUCUUCUAUGCUGCCUCCAUUGUCACCAUCCGCUUAGCCGGCGAUCUACCUGCUCGUCCGAAAGCAGCCAGCAUCAUGUUCUUGUCCGGCCUGCUAGGUUUCACACUGCUCCGACUACUUCCGUCAGAAGCUAGCUUCCUGUUUCUGCGCAGUCCUGCACAUCUAGUCUGGCCCUUCUUCAAUGCGGUGGCAUCCAUGUUGGGGCUAUUCUCAGUCGUCUUGUCCUACGAGGUCCCCGACUGCAAGGCCGCCCUUGCCACUGCAAUUAUCGACAGCAACUCGGUGCCGAUGUGUCUACUGAAUUAUUUCUUGCUUGGGAAAAUGCCGGAGAUGUCCGAGCUUAUCGGAAUGGUCAUGGUGCUGCUCGGCUGCUCUGUGGCGUCUCUGACCGAGACUCGGAAAUCUGAGGCCCAAUGA